This is a messenger RNA of Malania oleifera, 498 nucleotides long. RefSeq lists its product as uncharacterized. Bases 1 to 498 code for a protein of 165 amino acids. NCBI's taxonomy places the organism in Eukaryota, Viridiplantae, Streptophyta, Magnoliopsida, Santalales, Ximeniaceae. The transcript has 2 exons. The record is from RefSeq and is a predicted model, not a curated record.
AUGAAGGACCUUGGUUCACUUCGCUACUUCCUUGGCUUAGAAGUUUCCCCUACCUCUGAUGGCUACUCCUUGACCCAAGUCAAAUAUGCCUCUGAUCUUCUCACACGUGCUGGUCUCACCGAUUGUAAGAUCACUGAUAGUCUGCUGGAACCCAAUAUCAAACUCCGUCCUACUGAUGGGGAGCUCUUUCUCGAUGCCACUCGUUACCGACAGCUUAGCAAAAAGCAGAUUGUUGUUGCUCACUCUAGCACUAAGGCUAAAUAUCGGGCCCUCACUGAUACUACUUUUGAGCUUCUUUGGUUUCGUUGGCUUCUCCAAGAUAUAGGAGUUCCUCAGCCCUCGAGCACUCCGCUUUAUUGUGACAAUCAUAGUGCUAUCCAGAUCGCUCACAACAAUGUCUUCCAUGAACGCACCAAACAUAUCGAGAUCAACUGUUAUUUUUGUGCGUCAUCAUCUUCAGGACGGGACACUUCACCUUUUGUCGGUUCCUUCGGCUGA